This is a messenger RNA of Cyphellophora europaea CBS 101466, 1677 nucleotides long. Its product is annotated as acetolactate synthase, catabolic. Gene Ontology annotation, molecular function: thiamine pyrophosphate binding; magnesium ion binding; flavin adenine dinucleotide binding. The record is from RefSeq and is a predicted model, not a curated record. The coding region runs from base 1 to 1677 and encodes 558 amino acids. NCBI's taxonomy places the organism in Eukaryota, Fungi, Ascomycota, Eurotiomycetes, Chaetothyriales, Cyphellophoraceae. Gene Ontology annotation, biological process: L-valine biosynthetic process; butanediol metabolic process. Gene Ontology annotation, cellular component: acetolactate synthase complex. The transcript has a single exon.
AUGGCGGAAGCCCAGGUUGCCCAGAUCAUCGUCGACAGCCUCUAUGCCGCCGGUGUGCGCGUAGUCUUCGGUAUCCCCGGAGCCAAGAUCGAUGCCAUCUUUGAUACGCUGCAAGACCACCCCGAGAUCAAGCUCAUCGUCUGUCGUCAUGAGCAGAAUGCCGCUAUGAUGGCCGCUGCCAUGGGCCGCAUCACUGGCAUUCCAGGCGUAUGCAUCGCCACCAGCGGCCCUGGUGCCUCCAAUCUCGCCACCGGCCUCGUCACUGCAACUACAGAAGGCGACCCUGUCGUCGCUCUAAUCGGCUCCGUGCCCCGCCUGAUGAACACCAAGCGCACUCAUCAAAGCAUGAAAGCCCUCGAGAUCCUCGGUCCCACCGCCAAAGCCGCCACAGGAAUCGAUGUCGAGGAUCAGGCCGCUGAGAUCAUCCUCUCCGCCUUCCGCACCGCCUCCUCCUCUCCCAAAGGUGCCGCCGUCGUCUCCAUUCCAGCGGACGUGGCCAGGCUCAAGUCCAAGAUUCUUCCAUUCCCAUCUGCCGCCUUCGCGGCACCCCGCUAUGGACCCGCGCCAACAUCGCAGCUUUCCGCCGUCAUCGACAUGAUCCAGAACGCAAAGCACCCCGUCCUCUACCUAGGCAUGCGCGCCUCCUCCCCACUCGUCGUCUCAGCGGUGCGCUCGCUGCUCACGAAAUUCCCCAUCCCCACCGUCGAGACCUUCCAAGCCGCCGGGGCCGUCAGCCGCGAACUGGCCCACCUCUUCUACGGCCGCGUCGGCCUCUUCCACAACCAAGCUGGCGACAAGCUCCUGGCGCGCUCCGACUGUGUGCUCGCCAUCGGCUACGACCCCGUCGAGUACGACGCCAACGUGUGGAACCCGGACGGCAAGCUCCCCGUCGUGCACGUCGACUACACCCCCAGCGACUACGGCCAGCACUACCACCCCACCAUCGAACUCCUCGGCAGCAUCGUCGAGAACGUCAACCACAUCGCCACCCACCUACAGUCGACCGCCGACCAACAAGGCUCCUCGUUUCUCAAAUCCCUCCAGUCGCAACACACCGCCUGGCGCUCCCGCCCGGAACUCCUCGCCACCAGCGGACCCGUGCACCCCCUCCUCUUCGUCUCCAAACUCCAAUCCCUCCUCGCCGACACCACCACCGUCACCGUCGACGUCGGCACCGUCUACAUCUACAUGCUCCGCUUCUUCUACAGCUACGCCCCCCGCACCCUCCUCUGCAGCAACGGCCAACAAACCCUCGGCGUCGGCCUCCCCUGGGCCAUCGCCGCCUCCCUCGCCCAGUCCCCCCCCGCAAGCGCCAAAGUCGUGAGCCUCAGCGGCGACGGCGGCUUCAUGUUCUCCAGCCAGGAACUCAGCACCGCCGUGCAGCAAAAGUGCAAUAUCACGCACUUUGUCUGGAACGACGAGGCGUAUAACAUGGUCGAGUUCCAGGAGGAGAUGAAGUACGGGCGCAGCAGCGGCGUGAGGCUGGGCGGCGUCGAUUUCGUCAGGUUUGCCGAGGCGUUUGGCGCGAAGGGCUUCAGGGUCGAGGAUGUGAGUCAGUUGGAUGGGGUGAUGCGGGAGGCGCUGCAGUGGGAGGGUGUCAGUGUCGUGGACGUGAGGGUCGAUUAUCGGGGGAAUGUCGAGUUGGCGAAGCAUGUUAUCGAGGAUGAGUGGAACUAG